UAUCAACAUCAUGUGUGUAUAUAUACAUACAUCUUUGUAUCGCUUCUUGUUUGCUUCUCUCUUCUCAUUUUGAAACAAUGAUUCUUCGUAUCUAUUUAAUAGAAUUGAAACUUUCUGUUGUGAAGUUAGAAAGGAUAAAUGAGCUUUUAGAAUGUCGGAAAAAUAGCCUUUGUCUUGUCAACUCUUAUUUCGCCGCAGACUAUAUAGUUACUGAAUUAAAAAGCCCAUCACGUAUCUUAAGAAACACAAAAGAAGUAAUGUCAACAUGUCCUGUUGUUCAUGUUAAUUGGCUAAUAGACAGUUCAAUUUCAAAUGAUACUUUGCUUGAUCCCAAACCCUAUAUGAUUGAUGUUUCUGCCGCUCGAAAAGAACAAAUACCAAGAGCAUUAUCUCCAUUGCCUAGACAAGUUACUUGGGAACAGUUAUCUGAAGCUCGCCGAAUGAGGGCCAAUGAACCAAUGAAUCAUCACACAAAAUAUGAUGAACGUCGACUUUAUUAUCAACAUAAAGGCCGCAAAACAAAGUACAGAGAAAGACGUCGAUAUAGAAAGAUUUUUUUCAAAGUCAACAGUUAAAUCUUCAUAUCAAAAGAUAAAAGAAAAGCAGGUUGUCAAUAGUAAACAAAAAGACAACAACACAAAUCAACAAGAGAAACACAUUGUAAAAAGUACCUUGAGUGUAUCGUGUAGUUUUUCUUUGCCAACUAGUAAC
Messenger RNA from Gilbertella persicaria, 711 nucleotides. RefSeq lists its product as uncharacterized. The transcript has 4 exons. The record is from RefSeq and is a predicted model, not a curated record. The coding region runs from base 78 to 575 and encodes 165 amino acids. NCBI's taxonomy places the organism in Eukaryota, Fungi, Mucoromycota, Mucoromycetes, Mucorales, Choanephoraceae.